AUGUCGUUUGCUAAAUUAGAUGAUGCUAUUAUUGAGAUGCAAAAACAACUAUAUAGGGAGGAGUACAUAAAAGAAUUGCGUAUGAAAUCGGGAGGAAAAUUCUACCCGUUCAGCAUUGAACCAAUGCCAACCGAACGGGAUCGCCUAAUCAAACCAAUGACGGAUUCUGAAAGGGCUCUUCGUAAACAGUGGCUUGAAGAUCAAAAACUUUCUCCACGUGAACCGGUAGAUAUACCCGAAUUCACUCGAAAAAAUAUUUUUCGGCGAGCUUACUGCAAAUUCUUUGAUGGCUUGGCUGGCAUCUUCAGACCUAUUCUGGGACAAAAAUACACUCCUAUCCUUCGAAGAGGUCUGCCGUUGGCUCUCAUUUCCUACCUUGCUGUCUGUACCCUUUGGUAUCAAGCAAAGUAUUCACCGAGGACCUGGGAAACUGGUUUCAAGGGAUUACGAAUUGAAAGGCUUGGGCGCUUAGCCAUCCACCCAGGUCAGCCCGGCUUCCCUAAUUCGCCGGCAUUGGAACACCACUUUGCUGAUGAGGACUUCAGUAAAAGGAAAAUUUUCCUCGGUGACAAGUUGGUCACAAGCGGCCGUUGA
Hydatigera taeniaeformis is the source of this 594-nucleotide messenger RNA. The record is from the annotation of a GenBank genome assembly. Lineage: Eukaryota; Metazoa; Platyhelminthes; Cestoda; Cyclophyllidea; Taeniidae.